AUGCAUCGCUUUAUCAAUCUGUAUUAUUACAAUGAAAAACCACUUCCUGCCACCCUCAAGGUCUCUCCCUCUGUCCCCACUGUCGAUACAAAGAUAUGUCUCCUCUCCUCGCAACAUGACGUGGCAACACCUUGUCUCGUCCCUGGUCUCGUUAAUACCGGUAAUUCAUGCUUUUUAAACUCUGUUUUACAGUCCUUGUCCUCUUUACCCAAACUUCAAGCGUAUUUGCACGACAUGGAUACAAACAGCAGCAAUACAACAGCCGAAUUACCAGUGACAAGAUCAUUAUUGAAAACACUACGACUCUUAUCCGUCCCUAGUACCAGACAGACCGCUUUUAAACCCGUAGACAUCGUUUCCGCCAUGUCUUCCAACCGACGUGUCGUCAAUCGAGAACAACAGGAUGCACAAGAACUCUUUCAAUUCCUCUCGGGUGAACUGGAAAAUGAAAGUGUCUUGGCCAAAAAGAGACAAGGAUUUAGGGAUCUUUUAAGCUUUUCUACAAAAACCUUGUUGUUGGCGUCAGCUAAAAAAGAAAAAAUUGAUAAUCCUUUCACUGGUUUAUUAGCCAAUCGAUUAUCCUGUAUGCAAUGUGGAUAUACCGAAGCUAUACGCCACUUUUCUUUUAACAAUGUGCAACUCACCUUACCUAAUACCGAUACAACCACGUUAGACGACUGUUUAAAUCAACUGACAACAAUGGAAUACCUAAACGAUGUCAACUGUCGAAAAUGCAGUUUCCUAGACACGGUAGAAAAACUGACGACCGAGAUCGAGAGUUUACGACGUUCGGAUAAAGUAGAGAAAUUAGCCUGUUUAGAAAAGAUCAAGCUCGAUAUUGAGCAUCGACUCUCGAAGGGUCGUAUUCAUGAGGAAACGCAGGACGAACAAUUAAACGGAUUUCUUUCCAAGAUGGGACGCGUCAGUAGUAAACAAGCCAUGUUUGCCAAACCACCCAAGGUGCUUUGUUUACACGUAGCACGAUCCACGUAUUCACCCACGGGUGACAUCUCUAAAAACCCUUGUCACAUUCAGUUUCCACAGGUCUUGGAUCUAGCACCGUAUUGCACCAAUGGUACACUCAACACCACACCCGAUUUACCCAUCUCUAGCAAUACGACUACGUCGUCCGUCAAGUACCGCUUGAUGAGCUCGAUCGUGCAUUAUGGAAGUCACAAUUUCGGUCAUUUCAUUGCCUAUAAACGACGUCUUGUAGCGGAAAAAUGUAGUUGCCAUGCAUGUUGUGAUGAUGAAACUGUCUUGACGCAUCAUGAUUCAAGUUGGUUCAAGAUUAGUGAUGAACGAGUGGAUGCAUGUAGUGUGGAUGAAGUGUUGGAGGCCAACCCGUACAUGUUGCUGUAUGAAUUAAUCGAAGAUGAUAUCACCUCAGUGGUACCUCAACCCGUGACACAAUCACUAUCCAGCUUUACCAUAGCAGGAACAACAUCAGCAACAUCAGCAGCAGCAGUAGUAGCCGUAACAACAGCAUCAACAGCAACAACAACAACGAGGCACGAUGAUUGGAUGCCUGCACCGAAAAAGAGGUUACCAUUAACGCAUUGUUCUCAACCUCGACGUCGAAAUAGUAAUGCUUGGAAUCAAACGCCUGUUGCUAUUUUUUAA
Molecule: messenger RNA, 1623 nt
Organism: Mucor mucedo
Lineage: Eukaryota; Fungi; Mucoromycota; Mucoromycetes; Mucorales; Mucoraceae
Exons: 4
Coding region: 1-1623 (540 amino acids)
Biological process (GO): protein deubiquitination
Cellular component (GO): cytosol; nucleus
Molecular function (GO): cysteine-type endopeptidase activity; cysteine-type deubiquitinase activity
Source: RefSeq, a predicted model, not a curated record